UUCCAAUUGAAGUGAUAUAAAUGGAUCAAAUUUGAAAGUAUAAUCAAUUUGUUAGUUAAUAUUUAUCAGCUACGACUUAAAACUCGGUCGAUCGGUUUGUAGCUACCGAAUGGAGUGAACUUUUAGUGUUGCUUUAGAUUCAGUUCUGUAAAAACGUAAUCAUGUAUCUACUGCUGGUUUUGUUGGCACUUCUAACCUAUAUAGCAAGUGCGAUCCUUGGUCGACGAGGAAAACCGCCCGGACCACUAGGUUUUCCUAUACUUGGAUACCUUCCUUUCAUCGACCCGAAGAAGCCAUAUUUAACACUAUCGCGAUUAGCUGAACAGUAUGGGUCCAUCUAUAGCCUCCGAAUGGGUCAAGUAAACGCUGUCGUCAUCACUGAUCCAGACCUUCUUCGAGAUACUCUCAAGCGAGAUGAGUUCACCGGGAGAGCUCCUCUUUAUAUUACACAUGGGAUCAUGGGAGGUCACGGAAUCAUCUGCGCUGAAGGUAAUCUUUGGCGCGAUCAACGGCGUCUAUCGACCGAGUGGCUACGCAAGAUGGGCAUGACUAAAUUCGGUUCGCCGCGUGCAUCGCUCGAGGCUCGCAUUGUAGCCGGUGUGAAUGAACUCUUGCAGGACUUGAAAAACGAAUCAGGGAAAGUGUUUGCCUUUGAUCCUGCACCGUUUAUACACCACAUUCUAGGAAAUCUAAUGAAUGACCUCGUGUUUGGCUUGACAUACGAGCGAAACGAUGAGAUCUGGCGGUAUCUGCAGAACCUUCAGGAAGAAGGCGUCAAACAUAUUGGAAUUUCGAUGGCGGUUAAUUUCCUGCCGUUCUUGAGACAUCUGCCCUCUAGUAAAAGAAUAAUUGAAUUCUUAUUAAACGGUAAAGCGAAGACACAUAAAAUCUACGACUCGAUUAUUGAAGAACGACGCAGAAUAUUGCUAAGGAGCACUAGAGUAGAGGUCAACGAACUAGGGAACGAUUGUAUUCUGUCAAAUUUUGUGCAGGAAACUCGACGGAGGGAAGUAUCUAACCGUCCGGAGUUAGCUUUUUGUACUGAUGUCCAACUAAGACAUCUUCUGGCAGACCUUUUCGGGGCUGGUGUUGAUACAACUUUUACUACCUUCCGGUGGUUGAUACUAUUUCUCUCUUUGAACAAAGAAGUACAACAGAAAUUGCGACGAGAGCUUUCCAGUCAGCUUCACAGUGAACCUACGUUAAAUGACAUUGAAGUUUUGCCAUAUUUGAGAGCCUGCAUAGCAGAAGCUCAAAGACUGCGGACGGUUGUACCGCUUGGGAUCCCCCAUGGAACAGUUUCGGACACAACAAUCGCUGGCUACAAGAUACCUAAACAAACAAUGGUAAUACCAAUGUUGUGGACGAUCCACAUGAACGCCAAGCUAUGGUCUGAUCCCGAACGUUUCAACCCGGAGCAUUUUCUGGACGAUUCUGGACAGUUCAAUGCACCGAAUUAUUUUAUGCCCUUUCAAACAGGAAAACGAAUGUGUUUGGGGGAUGAACUCGCUCGAAUGAUUCUGCAUCUUUAUACGGCGCGCCUUUUCUGGCAUUUCGAGCUGGAUAUCCUAGAAGAGCCUCCGGAUAUGGCGGGUGUAUGUGGUAUUACACUAACGCCUCCGCAUUACGAAAUCAUUUUCAAGGAGGAUCUUCUCAAAUAAAAAAAUGCGAUUUUCUAUAAAUAGUUUCGUUUAUUCGUAAAAUUGUCCAACCGACAAUUGUUUGUCAUCAAUAAUCAUUAUUGACUAUGUACUUAGAUUAAAAUUCAUGUUCAAU
Molecule: messenger RNA, 1776 nt
Organism: Topomyia yanbarensis
Lineage: Eukaryota; Metazoa; Arthropoda; Insecta; Diptera; Culicidae
Gene: phtm
Product: cytochrome P450 306a1
Exons: 6
Coding region: 162-1661 (499 amino acids)
Biological process (GO): xenobiotic metabolic process
Cellular component (GO): cytoplasm; intracellular membrane-bounded organelle
Molecular function (GO): iron ion binding; oxidoreductase activity, acting on paired donors, with incorporation or reduction of molecular oxygen, reduced flavin or flavoprotein as one donor, and incorporation of one atom of oxygen; heme binding
Source: RefSeq, a predicted model, not a curated record